ACACACCAUGUCUUCUGUUGUGUCAUCAAAAGAAGAUACAAUGUCGUCUGAAAAAGCAGAUGAGAAACAACCUGAAGCUGAAAACAAAGCUGAGGAAAGUGAUGAGGAUGAAGAAGAGGAAGAAGAGGAGGAAGAAGAAAAGGAAAAGAGUCUCAUUGUUGAAGGAAAAAGGGAGAAAAAGAAGGUAGACCGAUUGACCAUGCAAGUGUCCUCGUUGCAAAAGGAACCUUUUACAAUUACACCAGGAAAAGGACAAAAACUCUGUGAAAUUGAAAGGAUACAAUUCUUUCUGAGUAAAAAGAAGACAGACGAACUUAGGAACCUGCACAAACUCCUCUACAACAGGCCAGGCACUGUUGCUUCCCUAAAGAAGAAUGUGGGUCAAUUCAGCGGGUUCCCAUUUGAAAAAGGAAGUGACCAAUACAAAAAGAAGGAAGAAAUGUUAAAAAAAUUUAGAAAUGCAAUGUUGAAAAGUAUCUGUGAAGUUCUUGACUUGGAAAGAUCAGGAGUUAAUAGUGAGCUGGUAACCAGAAUCUUAAACUUCUUAAUGCACCCAAAAUCUUCAGGCAAGCCAUUGCCAAAGUCCAAAAAAACACCGAGCAAAGGUGGCAAAAAAGAACGCAGUAGCACUGGAACAACACGAAAAGCAAAACGUACCAAGUGCCCAGAGAUCUUGUCAGAUGAAUCCAGUAGUGAAGAUGAAAAGAAAGAAAAGGAUGACUCUUCAGAAGAAAAAGAAAGUGAAGAUGAGCCCCCUAGAAAAGCAUCUAAAAGAGAAAAAUCUAAAAAGAUUGCCAAAACCAAGAAAGCUGUGAAGGGUGCAAAUGUCAAGAAGGCAGAUAGCAGCACUACUAAAAAGAAUCAGAACAGUUCUAGAAAAGAAAGUGAGUCUGAAAAUAGUUCAGAUGAUGAACCUUUAAUUAAAAAGCUGAAGAAACCACCCACAGAUGAAGAACUCAAGGAAACUGUCAAGAACUUGUUGGCCAAUGCAAACUUGGAGGAGGUGACGAUGAAACAGAUUUGCAAGAAGGUGUAUGAGAACUACCCUAGUUAUGACUUAUCUGACAGGAAAGACUUCAUUAAAGAAACAGUCAAAGAGUUGAUUUCAUGAUCUGAUUUGACUGUGGGAAAUGAAGAUUCCUGCUUUCAUGUUCCCAUGGAUUUGAAGAUCUGAUAGGCACCAGCAAAAGGAGAAUAUAUCUUACCCUUGUGGUAUUUAGUCAGAACUGAUUCUGCUGAUCUCAUGUUAAGAGUGUUGAUGUAAAUUGCUUUGUGUAUUUUUUUUUUUUAGCUGCAUUUGAUGCAGUUUUUAGUUGAACAUACAAGUUUUGUGCAUGGCAAUAAAUGUUCUCCUUUUUUUUUUUUUGUUAUAGUUUUUGUACAUUUUGAAUUGCUUUGUAUAACUAGAUUAAUUAGAACCAUUGUAGCUUUUUAGUGUGGAUUACUAGCCUGCAGGAGAUUUUUAAAAUCAAGUAAGAUGAAAGCUGCUUAUCUGCACAUACACAUGCAGAGACUGGAUACUGCAGUAUUGGUUAUAAAGAGAUUUGGAAUACAUAUAUCCAUUCUGAUAAUAACAAGUUA
This is a messenger RNA of Antrostomus carolinensis (chuck-will's-widow), 1581 nucleotides long. It is a transcript of the gene DEK, whose product is annotated as DEK proto-oncogene. NCBI's taxonomy places the organism in Eukaryota, Metazoa, Chordata, Aves, Caprimulgiformes, Caprimulgidae. Gene Ontology annotation, biological process: chromatin organization; regulation of double-strand break repair. Gene Ontology annotation, cellular component: nucleus. The record is from RefSeq and is a predicted model, not a curated record. Gene Ontology annotation, molecular function: histone binding; DNA binding. Bases 8 to 1111 code for a protein of 367 amino acids. The transcript has 10 exons.